Didymodactylos carnosus is the source of this 1911-nucleotide messenger RNA. The record is from the annotation of a GenBank genome assembly. Lineage: Eukaryota; Metazoa; Rotifera; Eurotatoria; Philodinida; Philodinidae.
AUGGAUCAAAAAGAUACGCCUGAAUUGAAUAAAAAUGUUGAACUAUUUUUAUCAAUAAUAAUAGCAAAAAAAUCAUGGAUAUAUUUAUUACAGUUAUUGAAAUCUGAUAGUGUACAACGUGUUAAUAAUUUAUGGGCAAAUAAUUUACAUACUUUACUUAAAACAAAUGAAACGGUUCAAAUGACAAAAUAUUUACAUUUAUGUCAUCAAAUACAAUUUACACUAUCACCAUUGAUAAAUGAAAAUCAAAUGACAUCAAUUAUAUUUCCAAAAUUACAUCAGCCAUAUGAUGAAUUAAGUAAAAUUGUUGAUAGUUGUACAAAAGAUAAUAUUGAACAACAAUGUUGGACACCAUUAAUUAAUUGGCUUCGUUUAAAAUUAGAUUCAAAUCCACAUUUAUUAGAAAAAAAUGAAAUAAAAACAAUGUUAUUGUUAAAAAUAUACUAUACAUAUUAUUGUAAUAAUGAAUUAUCAAAAUUAAAAACGUUAUUGGUAGCAGUUGAAGGAUUAUUACAAUUGGAUUCUGAUGAAAUACGUGUAUUUCGUGCACUAUUAGAACCGGAACAAUAUAUGAUUGGUUAUCCAAAAGUAAAUAAUAAUGAUGAACCAAAUGCUUUAAAUAAUCUUUUUAAACUUGAUUGCAAAGAUGAUGAUGAAUUAUGUAUACGACAUACAUUGGUCAAUUUAAUGGCUAUGAUUAUACUUGGUGGAAAAAAUAAUUUCUUAUGGACAUUUGCAUUUAGUCCGUUAACAUUACAAAAUACAUUUGGUUUCGGUUCAACAACUCAACAAAUUAUAACAACCAAUGGUGUUCAUUAUGAUUGUGGUUGUGUAAUAUCAAUGAAUGGUGACCUAAUGAGAUAUUCAACAAAAGUAACGGCUACUUCACUCAAUGUUCCUGCCGUUUAUCCUGUUUAUUUUUCAACAUUUGGUGCUAUGGCUUGGCAUGCAUUACUCUUUGCUGAUUGUGUUAAAAAUUUAUUUGGACCAGUAUUAGCAACACACGCCAUCAACGAUAACACUGCUGAUGUUCGUCUAGCUGGUCAAAGCUCAAGAACAAAAGUUUGUCAUUUUGUACGUGCACGAUUACUUUCAACAUUUCUUUUUUUAUCAUUAAACUCUACUCGAGAUGAUGCAUGUAUUUUACUCAAUGGAUGUUUUGAACAAUUUGCAUUAUCAACAAUAAAUCAAGCACAAGCCGAACAUUCGUGGAUAAAGUCACAUUAUAGAACAUUAGAUGAAGAAUUAACAGCAGAAAGUAAUUAUCAAACGAAAAUAUUUUUUAAUGUUCGUACACAAUUACCAAAUCAUAAGGCCUAUAUUAAUAAUUUACUUUUACAAUCACAAAUACAAUCAAAAUUACAAGAUUUUGUAACAAAUACGCCUAUAAUGAUACAAUAUUCACAUUUUAAAACAGAAUUAUAUCAUCCAAGAAAUUCACAUCUAAGAUUAAACAUUUUACGUCAUGCAUUAGAUUCAACAGAUUUUCUUAAAAUGACACGUUUUAUUUAUGAUUUAAGUCAGUUUUAUAUAUUAUUACAUCAGACGUAUACACAAUUGAUUCAAGAAGAACAAUUUUUAACAAUAUCAUUAAAAGAACUCUAUGAAAUUGGUCAAACAUAUUAUAAAUAUCAACAACAAAUACAACAUAAUGAUAUAAAUCACUUAACGAUUAUUAAUAAUGGAAUAAAAGCUGUUAAUGAAUAUCAUGCAUUUGCUAAUGGUUUAAUUAAGCCUGGUGCUUGUGAUGCAACACAAUAUUUUGACCGGAUUACACUUGAUACACCCAUCAGUUAUUUAGUAACUGGUGGAAAUUAUGAUGAAGGCGAUAUUAUCAUGAGAGUACUAAGUUUAAAUGAUUGGGACAUUGAUAUGCAUAAUGUCCUACCCCGUUACAAUUGUGGCAUAUGA